AUGGAGACCAAUCUGCUGCGCUCUUCUACGACUGACGAAGCCGUGAUCGCUCAGCAGACCCAUGCUGCGGAGUCCACAUACGACGUGGACGAGGGGAACGACGUUUGGGACAAUCAAGGCGAAGAGGUCGUCCAGGACGGCGAACUUAUCGAGAUGGUCCCCAUCGUGGCUGCCGAGAAUGAAGAUCAAGCGCAAGCGGCGGAAAGCGGCACUAGUAGCGAGAGCGAGGCAUCGCAGGCGUCCGCCGCUCCCGUGGAGGCUGACCCGGAAACGGGAGUAGUCGAAGCCGUUAAGUCGGCUCCUCCUCCUCCUCCUCCUCCUGAAGCCGCCGUCUCACCGCCACUCGCCGAGCUGAUCGACGACCAGAAGCUGCAGGCCGACAAGGAGGCCGAACGGAUGGACAAGGAGAUGCGCGACUACGAGCUCACUACCGUAGAGCUGUACCCGGAGAGCAGGCUAGUCAUUCUGCUUGCCUUGCUCUGCAUCUUAUGGAUCCUUUUUCUCAUCCUGACCGCCGCGGUCAAGCACGGAGUCAGACCCGGCUGCGAGACUAGUACCAGGGCCGACGGCAGCUCCCACGACGACCACAGCACGGAGUUAACUACCGGUGGCGACGAAACGCCACCAGGUGGCCGGACUACGGGUCCCACCAGCAUAACACCCUCGGUCGGUCCCGUUGGACCCGUCGUACCUACACGGCCCCCGCGCACUACGGAAGAGCCGCUGCACGACGUGUUCAUUUGCUCUACCGAGUACUGCAAGAAGGAAGGCGACUACCUGAGAAGUCUGACGUCGCAGUCGUCCAAGCGGGCCUGCGAUGAUUUCUACGAGUACGUAUGCGAGGCCUGGAAGAAGUACGCCACUCCGCUGCGGGACAACCAGCCUGGCGCUGCUGUCUCCACCGACACCCUGCUACAGAGGGCCAUGGAGGACCGCUUGCUGGCGUACAUCAAGGAUCCAACGCACGCUGACGUGGCACCGGCACGUACCAUGCAUGAAAGCUGCACGAAUCGAGCCGACGCGGACGCGGCACUCCUGAGCGUGAAGGAGUUGUUCCGAAGUUGGGGCUCCGAGUGGCCCCGCACCGCCAGUUCCGGAGGCACACCAGACGAUGUGUGGCGGUUCGCCGGCAAGCUGCUGAGAGUCCUCGGUGUGCCCUCUAUCGUAGGCGUCGAAAUUGGCCUGGAACCUCGCGACCUGGACAAAACGAUCGUCGAGGUAGGGCCACCAAAGGGGACCAUCUUCUACGCCAAAGACAUCUCCGACCAUCGUGUCAUGGCACUGUUCACUGAUGCAGUACGGUCCGCCGCGCAGGAGCUCAACCCCCAAGAUGCCGCUGCUGCCAACGCCGCCGGCACAGACGUGUCGAUCGCGCUCGCGUCGCUCUCGUUGCUCCAUCUGGACGACCUCGGAACUUCGCCGCUUGACUUCGAGAUCGAGAGUUUCGGGGCGCUAGGCAAGGGUGUGCAGGCGUUCAUGCGCGUCGUCUUUGAGAAGGUCACAGCUUUUAGCGCCGGUACUCGCGUAAUGGUGCACCGGGGUCAACUGGUGCGACACGACAUCGACAAUACUGUAAAUAGCGCACCACCUCGAGCGAUGCUCAAUUACCUCGGACUUCUCGCCCUGGUGUCUCUGGCUCCGUUUCUGCCGGACCGGCUCGCUCAACUUCGCGUGCUUCACUCGGUGUACACUCUAGGGCAUGCCGAGGCCCCAACCACGGAGCGACUUUGCCUUCGCGCUGUGGUCCAGGCGUACCCGGCAUGCAUAAUCAAGGCUUCUCGAGAGGUUCACAAGGACGUGCGGCGGUCCGUGUGGUUGUCACAGCUGGAGUCGCUCUUUGUUGGCUACGUGCACGGCGUUUCUUGGAUGGACAACCUCACGUCACUCUUCGUUCGCUAUAAGAUGCGCCACCACCGCUUCGAGAGGUUUUUCCCGACCAGGACCUUAGAUCAGUGCAAGCAAGCCGCUACCCAAGGCACACCCAAGGCCAUGGAUGCUUUCCUGGGAGCGGUUGGCCUGCGGCAAACGGAGAUACUCAGUCAGUAUGGAAAGAGCCUGCUCCCCGUCGGUCUGGGUUCACCACUCUCCGUCUGGGCCCGGUAUCGGCUGUGCCUGCAGCUGAUGCAGAUACCCGUCGGGCUGGUCAACAUCUCGGUGCCCACGAACGGCACAGUCUUCGCGCUGCACCUGGCGCGCUUCGCCGUGCGCCUGUACUCGGGCCUGUCGCAGCUGCUGUACGAAGGUACCGUGUACGAGCUGGAGAUCCCGCUGUACUUCACCGAGGAAGCGGAGCGCGCGCUCGACGAGGCCCUCGACUGCCUGCUCUGCGACGCGCGACGCCGCUUCCCGUACGGUCUCGACGCUGACCGGGUGCGCAACGCCCUGCUCGAACAGGUUCUGGCCCUCCAGCUGGCAUUCAUGGCCUUCCGGAACCUUAUGGGCGUGCGUCGCAUCUGGCAUCGCGACUUCCAGCUGUCCACACUACUGGGCGUCACGGCGGACCAGCUCUUUUUCCUCUACUACGCCCUAGACAACUGCGAGCUUAGCGACGAGGUGUUCGAGUCGCACCAGUUCGAGGCACAUCGACGCCUGCCAGCCUCUGUACGCGUCAACAUGGCUCUGCGCCAGUCCGUACACUUCGCGGACUCCUACGGAUGCGCGGCCCAUACGCCAAUGGCGGCCGGAGAGCCCUGUCGUCUUCUCCGCUAGGGGCCGACACCGUACCUGCGUUGGCGGCGCCACCUUGUGCGUGGUUUGAACAGUACAAGCGGAGCUGCUCCAUCCACAAGGAUUUUCGGCGCUAAAGGAAGGGAAAUCGAAAUAGUUUUGUGGACCUUUUGUGCGGUUUUUGAGUGUGUGGCCGCCGUAUAUGUCGCAUGAUGCGGAAACAACUUUACUGGUCGCUUUAAGUGGAAUACCCGCAGUGAGUGUGGGGAACUCGACGCCUGACUUCACUUAUAAAGAAUUGGCUGCCUCGUGGACGAUGGGACGUAAUUCAGAGUGCCGUAAACGUUUUUGUCAUUAGUCGUUGAACAACACUUUACAGGGCAGCGGGAUUUGUGUUAACUUCAGGUACACAUAAUCGUCCUCUUGAGCGCAAUUCAUUCAGUGGAAAAAUGCACUUUAUUAUAUACUUUCCUUUAUUAGAAC
Messenger RNA from Rhipicephalus sanguineus (brown dog tick), 3150 nucleotides. Its product is annotated as neprilysin-1. The record is from RefSeq and is a predicted model, not a curated record. Lineage: Eukaryota; Metazoa; Arthropoda; Arachnida; Ixodida; Ixodidae. The transcript has 5 exons. Gene Ontology annotation, molecular function: metalloendopeptidase activity. Bases 1 to 2709 code for a protein of 902 amino acids. Gene Ontology annotation, biological process: protein processing. Gene Ontology annotation, cellular component: plasma membrane.